This is a messenger RNA of Bufo bufo (common toad), 2754 nucleotides long. It is a transcript of the gene DCPH1, whose product is annotated as acidic residue methyltransferase 1. Gene Ontology annotation, molecular function: phosphatase activity. Bases 187 to 1503 code for a protein of 438 amino acids. The transcript is spliced from 6 exons. Gene Ontology annotation, biological process: DNA damage response. The record is from RefSeq and is a predicted model, not a curated record. Lineage: Eukaryota; Metazoa; Chordata; Amphibia; Anura; Bufonidae. Gene Ontology annotation, cellular component: cytoplasm; nucleus.
GAUAGCUGUGAGCUCCGGCUGUCCCUGUAAUGACUGCUGAGCCGGGAGGAGAGACCGGGCUGUGACUGCGGAGGGAUACGUAUGACGGGCGCUUUACUUCAGUCUUCUGUGCAUGUCCUCUUCUGCUGAAGGUACUAAACUUUAUGUUUCUUCUUGUACAGACUAUACGCCCAGUAAAUCAACAAGAUGGAGGCUCCCUGCCCGCUGUCUGCCAAAUUUGAAGGGACAUUUGCGUACUACACAGUGAAAGACAGAAUGACGCAGAUUCUAACAAAAGUGAUAGACACUGUACAUCGGAAUAAAAAUACGUUCUUUGAAGCUCAUGGGGACGAAGGAAUGGAGGCAGAGAAAAGGGCUUUGUCUUUCUUUUCCAAACUGCGGAACGAAUUGCAAACCGACAAGCCCAUCCUGCCGCUGAACGACAAGAAGCCGGACACACAGAUCUGGAAUCAGUACCUGGACUACCAGAAAACACUACUGAGCAAUGGUGAAGAGCCCAGCUGGUUCCGGUCCCCUUGGCUGUACGUGGAAUGUUACAUGUAUCGCAGAAUUCAAGAAGGGAUGUUGCUGAGCCCUCCAAUAUCUGAAUUUGACGUCUUCAGGGAUGUGAAGAAUGAAAGUUUCUUUCAGUCCCAGCAGGCGAUGUUGGCUCUUUGCAUUCAUCUUCAGGAGCUUAAAGGGAAGAUGAAUAGUCUUAGUAAUGAUGAGGUCCGGGAUGAGAUCCACAAGCUGCUGCAGGUGUCUCUAUGGGGAAACAAGUGUGACCUUUCAAUAUCCGGGGGUCAAGACAACUCCCAGAAGACCAGCGUACUGUCUUCGCUUGAGGACUUCAAAGCAUUUAUACUGGUGGAUGAUAUGGAUUCUCUCUGGAACAUCCUCUCAAGGAACAGAGAUGGGAACACCGAGUCAAGCACAAGGGUUGACAUAGUCCUAGAUAAUGCUGGGUUUGAGUUAGUCACUGAUUUUGUCUUGGCGGAUGCCAUACUGUCUUUGAACCUGGCCACGGAAGUUCAUUUUCACGGGAAGGUCAUGCCAUGGUAUGUCUCAGAUACCACAAAGCGCGAUUUUGACUGGACAAUUCAGCAGUAUCUAGCCAUCAACAACAAGUGGAUGUCAAAGUGCGGACAGACCUGGAAGGAAAACCUGAAGAAGGGACGCUGGGUCUACCAUGAACAUCUUUUCUGGACCCUGCCCCAUGAGUUCUGCACCAUGGCUGAAGUGGCUCCCGAUUUAUACACCGAACUGCAAAAAUCUGACUUAGUCUUCUUUAAAGGAGACUUGAACUACAGAAAACUUACUGGAGAUCGGAAGUGGGACUUCACUGUGCCCUUCUCUCAGGCACUCCGAUCCUUUCAUCCUGCUCCAUUGUGCAGUGUUAGAACCCUGAAGGCCGAUGUGCAGGUGGGGUUGCAAGCAGGGGUCGGAGAACGACUCUCAGCAACGGAGACAAACUGGAUGAUAUCUGGCAAAUAUGGCAUCAUCCAGUUUAGUCCUGCAGUUUGAUGCAGUUUUCUUUCUCUAGUCCCACCUAUGCUUCAGUUAGCGUGGCAUGCUGCAUAUGUCUGUUAAAGCUUUAGUAACUGAACGUCGUCGAGCUUCAGUUUACAGCAGUCUCGCUUGUCAUUCCGACAGAUGAAAAUGAAAUUAGACUUGUGCUCUUAAUGUAAUAUCUACAGAUGAGCUAUAGCUUUAAAACCAUCUGCCUAAUAGCGUGUAGGUCCGUCUUGUGCUCCUAAAACAUCUCAGAUCCGUGUGGUAUCUGGCACCAUGGCGCCAGUAGCAGAUCCAGUUAUGAAGUGGAACCUCCAUGGAUUGGAGACGCAUCAAUGAGCCUUUGACCCUGUCACCAGUUCACCGAUUGUCUUUCUUUGGACCACUUCUUGCAGAUGCUAUGACCCAGUCGCCUAGCCUUUACAUUUUGGCCUUUGUAAUAGCUAGUCAGACCCUUAUGCUUGGCCAUUUUCCCUGCUUCCAACAAAUCAACUCAAGAACUGACUAUUCUAUUACAGCCUAAGGCAUCAUACACACGAUCAUAUGUGUUUUGCAGAAUGGACAUACGGAUGUGCUGCCCUCAUUUGUUGCAGCCCCAUUGGGCUCGAAUGCAGAAAAAAAAAUAUGUUUGUGUGCAUGGGUCCCAAGGGUUGCCCAUACACAGUGCGGUUGGCAGCAGGAUCCACAUGCAGAUUACCCACACGGACACGAUUACAUCCCACCCAUCAACAGGUGCCAUUUUCAUGAGAUACUCAGUAGCUCAAGGGCUUUUUGCUUACAUUAGCCGCACUGGUUCAAGCUCCAAGGCUGAACGGAGAAUGCUUGUAGCACUACUGAUUCAUUUUUACCUAUUUUCUAAUGUAAAUAGGAUUGUUUUUAUUCAUUGAAAGUAAGCAGAGGACCAGAAAAUGGUCACCAGUUGAUACACGAUGUAGAAAUUGCAGAAUUCCCAUUUAUUUCUUCUUUAGUUGAAAGGCAUAGGAUGCGCCUUGAGAGUUUAUACUUGAAUAUUUUCAUACAUAUAGAUGCAUUUCAGAUUCCCAGGUUUUUUGGCAUAGUGUUUUUUCCAUCUCCUCUCCAUAGCCUAAGGGUGCCUGAGCGAUUUUGGUGGAAUGGGCCGAACAUCUGCCCAGUGAGAGCGCGUACUGCAAAGGGAUCUACACCCGACUCUGGCCCACAGUCUGUGUUAUUCACUAGGCGUGCAAGAAAUAUAUUCUCAAACUGAUUCAUUUUCUGGUUCUGAUGUGUAAUAAAGACUUCAUA